Osmerus eperlanus (European smelt) is the source of this 2268-nucleotide messenger RNA. Its product is annotated as acidic leucine-rich nuclear phosphoprotein 32 family member E-like. NCBI's taxonomy places the organism in Eukaryota, Metazoa, Chordata, Actinopteri, Osmeriformes, Osmeridae. The coding region runs from base 148 to 936 and encodes 262 amino acids. The record is from RefSeq and is a predicted model, not a curated record. Gene Ontology annotation, cellular component: nucleus. The transcript has 7 exons. Gene Ontology annotation, biological process: regulation of apoptotic process. Gene Ontology annotation, molecular function: phosphatase inhibitor activity; histone binding.
UGGGUGCGAGGUAACAUGGAGGUUUAGUUAUCACCUAUCAGCCGUUGACUGAAGAAGGCAACGUGAAAGAGUGCUUGAGUUUUCCAGUUUUUAUUUUUCAGUUUUCCUCUGUUUGGGUCGUGUUUCUAACUUUCUAUACUCCUGGAAAUGGAGAUGAAGAAGAGGAUUAGUUUGGAGUUGAGGAACAAGAGCCCAGCCGAGGUGGCUGAGCUUGUGGUGGACAACUGUCGGACUAGUGAUGGAGAGGUGGAAGGUCUUUCAGAUGACUACAAGGAGCUGGAGCUACUCAGUAUGGUGAAUGUGGGCCUCACCUCCCUAGCCAAGCUUCCCUCACUGCCCAAACUGCGCAAGCUGGAGAUCAGUGAUAAUGGAAUCUCCGGGGGUCUGGACAAGCUGGCGGAGAAGUGUCCCAACCUGUCUUACCUCAACCUGAGUGGCAACAAGAUAAAGGAACUGAGCACCCUGGAGACCCUGCAGAACCUGAAGAACCUGAAGAGCUUGGACCUGUACAGCUGUGAUAUCACCAAGCUGGAGGAUUACCGCGACGGCGUGUUCGAGCUGCUGCCCCAGGUCACCUACCUGGAUGGGUACGACCAGGAGGACAACGAGGUCCCCGACUCGGAGGCUGAUGAUGACGACAAUCAUGCUGCAGGUCCCACUGGAGACGACGACGACGACGACGACGAUGAUGAUGAUGAUGAUGAUGAUGAUGAUGAUGAUGAUGAUGAAGAUGAUGAUGAUGAGGACGUUUCUGAUGGGGAAGAGGAGGUCGGCCUGUCCUAUCUGAUGAAGGAAGGCAUUCAAGAUGAGGAAGAUGAUGAUGAUUAUGUUGAAGAGGAUGAGGAUGGAGAAGAAGAUGGGGCAGGUGUCCAGGGUGAGAAGAGAAAGCGGGAUCCAGAGGAUGAGGGAGAUGAUGACGAUGAAGACGAUGAUUAGCCUUCCUCAGAACAACACACUGCCACUGUGUGUGGAGUUCACAUUUAAGCUGCGGAACAACAGGAAAUGGUGAACGAAAUCUUUUGUAUUGUAAAAAUAUAAUGUCGAUUUUUUUUGUGUGUGUGUAAAUGCUUCAUACCAUACAAAAGUUUUGUUUUUUUUGUUGUAUUUUUUUUUUCUUGAUCAUUCCAAAAUUUACAAUGCAAUGUGGAUAAGGUAGACUCUUAGACAUUUUCCAUUUUCAAAUAGUGGGGCAUAUAUAUGUUCUGGUCGCAUGUAGGGGCAUAUUUGCCCCUGCCGAAUGGAGUUGUUCCCACUCCAAACUCACUCACCUAUUUAAAACCCCCACUGAUAAAGAUUUGCACCCAUCCACUUAGUUUAAAGUGUAAACCCUGUCUAGAUUUUUGCCAUCCUUGUGACUCCCAAAAUAUCUAGAGAAAGGAAAACUUUUGUGUCUUGUCAGCUCUUAGGCUUAUUUGUAGACACGUGACCAUUAAGUGUUGUUGAGUGAACUGGACUAAUAGAAAAUUCUGGGUAGUGAGUUGUGAUACUUUGUCGUCCAACAAGACACUUGCGACCUCUGUGUGUCUGUGCCGUGUUGUAGGGGUUACUUUUUUUGUGCAGUCUCAAUGCCCUUGAUAGUGUGUCCCAAUCACUUAGUUAUCAAUUUCCUUUGUUACACUGUCAAACAACAGCAUAUAUGUAUUGUUCAUCCCUCUAUGUACUCCUGGGGGCCUCUAAUAACUUUGGGCUAUUUAGGUUUCAGGUCUCUUACUCCUCAAGUAGCCCCAGGAGGUCAAAUGUUUUCAAUACUUUAUUUGCAGCUACACUGAGUUAGUUUUGGACCACUUCUAUAUGCUCAGGUGGACCCUAUCUCUAAGAAGGUCUUGACUAUAUCCGGGGAACCCAGUUGGUCAUCUCAAAUCUAACCUGAAUCCAACUCUGUACCCAUCUGUCAAUUGCAACGAAGUAUCCUUUCUUUGUCAGCUUUGUCAUUUUGAGUUUGUUGUUGUUUUUACGGCGCAAUAAUUUUAAACGUGUUUGUAUAACAAUGUAAAUAUACCUUGACUCAUCUAGUGUGUGUGUGUGUGUGUGUGUGUGUGUGUGUAGCAUUUGCUUUGGUAUUUUUAAACUUGCAAUAUCUUUGUCCUGUUUUUUUAUUUUUUAAUAAACACAAAGCACAGGUCAGGAUGUAAAGAUUCUGACACCAACCCUCAAUGUGGUUCUUUCUUUUUUGUUUUGGUCCUCUGCUGUUGAGAAAGUAAUGUUUGAAGUUUGUGCUGUAAUCUUCUGAAGAGUGUUUUUGAAUAAAAAAUAAUUCAAUUCUGUGAA